This is a messenger RNA of Peromyscus eremicus (cactus mouse), 516 nucleotides long. RefSeq names its product ADP ribosylation factor like GTPase 5C (gene Arl5c). The record is from RefSeq and is a predicted model, not a curated record. Gene Ontology annotation, cellular component: cytoplasm; trans-Golgi network. Lineage: Eukaryota; Metazoa; Chordata; Mammalia; Rodentia; Cricetidae. Bases 1 to 516 code for a protein of 171 amino acids. Gene Ontology annotation, biological process: intracellular protein transport; protein localization to Golgi membrane; vesicle-mediated transport. The transcript is spliced from 6 exons. Gene Ontology annotation, molecular function: GTPase activity; GTP binding.
AUGGGACAGCUAAUAGCCAAACUGAUGCGAGUCUUUGGGAGCCAGGAGCACAAAGUCAUCAUCGUGGGACUGGACAAUGCAGGAAAGACCACCAUUCUCUACCAGUUCCUGACUAAUGAGGUGGUUCACACGUGUUCAACCAUUGGUAGCAACGUGGAAGAAAUUGUUCUUCAGAAGACUCACUUCCUCAUGUGGGACUUAGGGGGUCAGGAGACUCUGCGCUCCACCUGGGACACAUACUACUCCAAUGCUGAGUUUGUCAUCCUUGUGAUCGAUAGUACAGACCGGAAUCGGCUGCUGACCACCCGGGAGGAGCUGUAUAAGAUGCUGGCCCAUGAGGCACUUCAAGAUGCCUCAGUCCUGAUCUUUGCCAACAAGCAGGAUGUGAAGGACUCCAUGACCACAGCAGAGAUCUCCCAAGUCCUCACACUCAAUGCCAUCAAAGACCACCGUGGCAUAUCCAGGGCUGCUGCGCUCUCCCUGGAGAAGGGCUGCCAGCUGGGCUUCAGUGGAUGA